CGCGGCCCUAAUAAGGCUGGCGCUGUCCCGAGGGCCGUUCGCCUCGGUGCCCUGCGCUGCCCGACGUCCCGGCCGCCUGCCCCCCAGCAUGGAGUGCUUCCCCAGCCUGGUGCGGGCGCUCACCUCGCUGCUGGGCGCCCUGGCGCUGCUGCAGCUCUCGUUGUACCUCCGAGUGCCGUCCCGCUACGGGAAGCACGAGGAACGGCCGUGCAGGGCGCGGGGCCGGCUGCCGGCGCGCUGCGCCUGGUUCCUGCAGGAGCUGCCCUCCUUCCUGGUGCCCGCGCUGUUGCUGGCGCUGCGCAGCCCGCCCCGCCUCGAGCCGCUCGGCUGCCGCCUUCUCUGCUGCCUCUUCUGCUGGCACUACUUCUACAGGACAUUUAUUUACCCCUUCUUCACUAGAGGCAGACCUUUCCCACUGCAGUUAUUUUUCUUUGGCACGUUAUUCUGUAUCUAUAAUGGCUUUCUCCAGGGGUACUACCUGAUUUACUGCGCUGAAUAUCCAAGCGAUUGGUGCACCGACAUCAGAUUUACAUCAGGCCUCCUCUUAUUUCUGCUGGGAAUGGGAAUCAACAUUCACAGUGAUCUCCUCCUGCGCCAGCUGAGGAAACCCGGGGAAGUCACUUACAAGAUUCCUCAAGGAGGACUGUUCACCUAUGUUUCGGGAGCCAACUACUUUGGAGAAAUUGUGGAAUGGUUUGGUUUUGCCAUCGCAACCUGGUCCCUACCAGCCUUUGCCUUUGCCUUUUUUACUCUCUGCUGCAUUGGACCACGUGCUUAUCACCAUCACAGGUACUAUCUCAAGACAUUUAUGGACUAUCCAAAAUCAAGGAAAGCCUUGAUUCCUUUUGUUUUUUAA
This is a messenger RNA of Colius striatus (speckled mousebird), 856 nucleotides long. It is a transcript of the gene SRD5A2, whose product is annotated as steroid 5 alpha-reductase 2. The record is from RefSeq and is a predicted model, not a curated record. Lineage: Eukaryota; Metazoa; Chordata; Aves; Coliiformes; Coliidae. Gene Ontology annotation, molecular function: 3-oxo-5-alpha-steroid 4-dehydrogenase activity. Gene Ontology annotation, cellular component: membrane. Gene Ontology annotation, biological process: steroid biosynthetic process. Bases 89 to 856 code for a protein of 255 amino acids. The transcript is spliced from 5 exons.